AUGAUUUGGGAUAGAGAAGAGAAACUGUGUCCAGUCGUGGAAACUACCUGCCCAACAGAUGUUAACAUAGAGCUAAAGAACAGCGAAAAAGAGUUCGACAUUUACCGGAAGGUCCCCAAAGACCUUACUCGUCCAACUAUAACUGGAGCCAUCAUCUCUUUGAUCAGUAUAUGCUUCAUCGGUUUCCUUUUCUUCUCAGAAUUGUCCCUGUUUGUCACCACAGAAAUUAUGAGUGAACUUUCGGUUGGUGACCCUGUCAGUUAUACUGAGAAGAUUCCUGUCUUCCUGAAUCUUACAUUGCCAAGACUCAAGUGUGCCUAUGUAGGUUUAGAUAUACAAGAUGAAAUGGGAAGACGUGAUAUCGGCAUCGUGGAUUUUUCUAAUAAGAUAGAGAUUGAAAACGGCGCGGGUUGUCGAUAUGAAGCCAACUUUAGAAUAAAUAAGGUACCUGGGAACUUCCAUGUUUCCACUCAUUCAGCAAACCCACCUCCUUCUGAUGCUGAUAUGGGCCACAUAAUACACGAAGUGCGCUUUGGAAAUAGUAAAACACAUGAUUAUGAUAUUCAAGGCUCCUUUAAUCCUUUGAACAAUGUUGAGAGACAUAAAUCUGAUAAGUCCGUAACAUUUGAUUACAUCAUACGAGUGGUGCCAUCAGUCUACGAAAACAUCAAUGGCGCAGUGCACUAUCCAUUCCAGUAUACUUAUACAACGCGAGAAAUCAAUUUCUUGCAAGGAUCUGUGACUCUUCCUGCUAUUUGGUUCCGCUAUGAUUUAAGCCCCAUUACUGUUCGCUAUCACGAAAAGAGGAAGCCAUUUUACACAUUCCUGACCACUGUAUGUGCCAUCGUCGGAGGAACCUUUACUGUCGCUGGUCUCUUUGAUUCGUUCAUCUUCACUGCGUCAGAGAUUCUCAAGAAGUUUGAGCUGGGAAAAUUGACUUAAUGACAAAAUAAAUGCUCAACAAAUAAACAGUGAAAUUUUCACAAGAAAAGUAGACACAUCAUAUAUCGUCCAUCGAAAUUCGAAGAGUAUAAUGGCUUGGAAGAGAUAUAGCGGUAGCUAUUUCAUAUAUAGAUGUUGUGUAUGUAUGUAACUGUAAGAAUUUGUAUAUGUUUAUAUAUACACUCAGAGGUGCAGAUAUACAUACACACGUCUAUCUAUCUAUGUAUCUAUCUAUCUGUCUGUCUAUCUAUAUAUGUUACAAAAAUGGUUAGGACACUAGGAUAUUUUCCUACUUUUGUUCACAGGA
This is a messenger RNA of Octopus bimaculoides (California two-spot octopus), 1249 nucleotides long. Its product is annotated as endoplasmic reticulum-Golgi intermediate compartment protein 1. NCBI's taxonomy places the organism in Eukaryota, Metazoa, Mollusca, Cephalopoda, Octopoda, Octopodidae. The record is from RefSeq and is a predicted model, not a curated record. Gene Ontology annotation, biological process: retrograde vesicle-mediated transport, Golgi to endoplasmic reticulum; endoplasmic reticulum to Golgi vesicle-mediated transport. Gene Ontology annotation, cellular component: Golgi membrane; COPII-coated ER to Golgi transport vesicle; endoplasmic reticulum.